AUGCUGUUCUUAAGCCGGCAUUUGUCCCAAGCGACCCGAAGAGCGCUAUUGACUCCUCACAUACGUCUCAGCUCCACCGCCGCGUCUCCAUUAGAAGCUUCGAAAUUGGUCAUUGAAAAGACAAGUUCCCCCAAGGCCAAGAUUCCCAAAGAUGAGCUCGUUUUUGGAAAGACAUUCACCGACCACAUGUUGGAAAUCGAGUGGGACCAAGCUACAGGGUGGGGCGCACCAAAAAUCUCACCCUAUCACAACUUGUCGUUGGACCCAUCGACGAUUGUUUUCCACUAUGCCUUUGAGUUGUUCGAAGGAAUGAAGGCCUACAAGGACGCACAGGGGCAAAUCAGAACGUUCAGAGGCGACAAGAACAUGAUUCGAAUGAACAAAUCCGCGGAAAGAAUCGCGUUGCCAAAGUUCAAAGGGGAAGAAUUGCAGAAAUUGAUUGACCAGUUGUUAAUAUUGGAUCAAGAUUUCAUUCCCGAGGGAAAAGGCUAUUCCUUGUACAUUCGACCAACCAUGAUUGGAACAUCUGCAUCUUUGGGCGUCAGCACACCAGAUAAAGCCUUAUUAUACGUCAUUGCAUCCCCCGUUGGCCCUUAUUAUUCGAGCGGGUUCAAGCCUGUUAGCUUAGAAGCCACCGAUUACGCCGUGAGAGCAUGGCCUGGGGGCGUUGGAGAUAAAAAGUUGGGCGCCAACUACGCACCGUGCGUGUUGCCUCAAUUGAAAGCAGCCGAGAGGGGAUUCCACCAAAACCUCUGGUUGUUUGGCGAUGAGGGGUAUAUUACGGAAGUGGGAACCAUGAAUGUCUUUUUUGUCAUUAAGGAUCCCAAGACGGGAAAGAAGGAGUUGGUCACUGCUCCAUUAGAUGGCACAAUCUUGGAAGGUGUCACUAGAGACUCCAUCUUGGAGUUGACUAGGCAAAGAUUGCCCGCUGACGAAUGGAUCGUGAGUGAACGGAAAUUUACAAUUCACGAAGUCAAAGAGGCUGCCGAGAAGGGAAACUUGGUUGAGGCUUUUGGUGCCGGUACUGCUGCUGUUGUCUCGCCAAUCAAGAAUAUUGGCUAUAAAGGUGAGGACAUUGAUGUGCCAGUAGCGCUCGGUAACUCUGGUGAGUUGACGGCGCAAAUUGCAGAGUGGAUAAGGAAGAUUCAGUAUGGAGAGGAGGAGUACAAGGAUUGGUCUAGAGUUGCUCAGUGA
Molecule: messenger RNA, 1194 nt
Organism: Lodderomyces beijingensis
Lineage: Eukaryota; Fungi; Ascomycota; Pichiomycetes; Serinales; Debaryomycetaceae
Source: the annotation of a GenBank genome assembly